AUGGCGAGCAGCAUGGCGCUGCUACUGCUGCUCCUCCUGGCGGUGUCGGUCACGUCCACGACCGCUGAGGUGGACGAGAGGGAGCUGCACAUCGAACUAGCGUCCACAAUCGCUGAGCUGGUAAAGGCGGCGGUCACAAAAUUCGGAGAUUGCCCCGAGGCAGCCGUGCUGAGGGCCUCCGACGAGGCGGUGGCGGAUGGCGUGCACGGGAUAUCGCUGUCCCUCACCGUGAGUUACAUUCCCACGUACGACCAGAGCUCCAUCAGCACCGGCGGCUUCUACGCCAUGCAGCAAGGCAUCCACGUCGUCGUCUGCGCCGGCAACCGCGGCCCGGCUGCAUCCUCCAUCCUCAACGCCGAGCUAUAG
This is a messenger RNA of Lolium rigidum, 366 nucleotides long. Its product is annotated as subtilisin-like protease 4. Bases 1 to 366 code for a protein of 121 amino acids. The record is from RefSeq and is a predicted model, not a curated record. Lineage: Eukaryota; Viridiplantae; Streptophyta; Magnoliopsida; Poales; Poaceae. The transcript is spliced from 2 exons. Gene Ontology annotation, molecular function: serine-type endopeptidase activity. Gene Ontology annotation, biological process: proteolysis.